CCCCCAUGUUGCUGGCUGCUAGCAGUCUUUGCUUAAUUUUCGUUUGUUUGAACUUGUUUCUAUUGACAUUCAUUAGCAUAUCCUAUCCUAGGACCUAUGUGCUGUGUAACUUCGCUUGGUUCAGUUGGACGUCAGUGCUCUGCCCAGCUACAAAAUAGCUUGCAAACUCGCUAGUUAGUUUGUAGUUUUAUUUGCAAGCUAGCUAGUUAGCUAACGUUUCCCUGUACUGAAGUUAGAACCCCUUGCCCAAUUUCAAAAGGGAUGAAAUGCCAGGCUCACUGUGUAUACAGUGUCAGACACAAACCACUGUGUUUAGUAAGACCUGCAACAGUUGUUUCUUUAACCAUCCAAAAGAGAAGAUGUUACAAGCGUUGAAUAAGUAUGAUUACGAAUGGGAACACAAUGAUUGCACCCAUUAUAAUAAUAGCUCUCAGAUAUUGACUUCCACUAAAGUAUUGCUCUACAAAUUGCAUACUCUGGGAUUUGUUCCCCUUCUCCUGCUUGGAAAAAGGAGAAAUGGAACAAAACAUAUCGAUAUGGAUUCCUUUUGCCCUCACCCUCAAGUCAUAAAAGAAACAGGCUCUAUUGAAACAUUGAGAAAUAUUUAUUUAGGUCUUCUGAAUGUCACACUUGGCACCGAGUCCCAAUGCCAGUGCUCCCCAGUGUCUUCAGAGCCAGACGGGACCCCCGCACCAGCCGAGGUAGAGGGAGCCCCUACAACAAUCGAUCCCGUGGGAACCCCUGCACCAACAGAGCUACACAGAAUACCCAUAUCCAUCCGACUGAACAUAAUACCCACACCAACAGAGACGUGCAAACACAACACACUAAUCAAUCCAGUGGAAACCCCUACAACUAUCAAUCCAGCGGGAACCCCGACACCAACCAAGCGAGACGGAAUCCCCAUAUCUUUACGACGGAACCUAAUCCCCACACCAACAGAGCCAGGCAAACCAUCCACACCAACCAAUCCAGUGGGAAUCCCUACACCAACCAGUCUAGUUGGAACUCCUACAGCAAUUGAUCCAUCAGGAACCCCUGCACCAACUAUGCUAGACAGAAUCCCCACAUCCAUCAGCCUGAACAAAAUCACCAAACUAACAGAGCCAGGCAAACACUCCACAUCAACCAAUCCUGUGGGAACCCCUUCACCAAUUAAUUCAGUGGGGACCCCUGCACCAGCCGAGCUAGACGGACUCCCCACACCAACAGAACCAGGAAAACCUUCCACAUCAAACAAGCUAGACGGAAUCCCCACAUACAUCUGCCUGAAUGGAAUCCCCACAUCCAUCUGCAUGAACGGAACCCCCACCUCAAUACAGUCCAAAAUCCCCAGACUAAUACAACCCAAAAUCCCCAGACCUAUACAGCCAAAAUUCCCCACACCAAUACAGCCAGGCAAACCCUCCACACAAAAUAAUCCAGUGGGAACCCCUAUACCAAUUGAUGAAACAUCUAACUCCUCUGAGCACCAGGACCAAGAAAUGCAAAGGCCAAAAAGAAAAAUGUGGACAGAUGGAGAUCUAAUCGUUGCUGAAGACGGUGCAACCAUUCAAGCACAAAAGAAAAUCAAAACAACAGAAGAGUGGCUGAACAUGGAUACGGAUAGGCCCACGGUGUCAAGACAUGCAGAGGUAGACACCGAAAUAUUAGAUCAACUAGAAAAACACAAAGAAGAGUCGCUGAACAUGGAUACGGAUAGGCCCAUGGUCUCAAGACAUGCAGAGGUAGACACUGAAGUAUUAGAUCAAUUAGAAAAGAGCAGCAUUGUACAAGCAACCAACAAGCAAACUUUGUGGGCUAUAAACUGCUUUAAGGACUGGCUGACAGAGAAACAGAUGAUAGUGGAUUUUUCAACCAUUGAGAAAUCUGAAAUGAAUGUCCUCUUGCGAGAUUUUUACUGUUCUGUUCGAAGGGGUAAAGGUGGGGAGUAUUGCAUCCCAAGCUAUAUCGGAAUCCGGGCUGGCGUGAACAGAUUCAUUAACCUCCCUCCCCUUAGCAGAUCCUGGUGCUUGAUGAAGGACAGUGAGUUUACCUCCUCUAAUAAUGUAUUUCUUGGGGUACUAAAGAAACUCAGACGAGAGGGCAGGGACAAAACUACCCAUCCUAAGGUGAUUACAGCACAAGACCUUGAGAUUCUUCAAAACUCUACUGUGCUAAGCCCCUACACACCCAGAGGACUAGUGAACAAAGUGUGGUUUGAUAUCCAGUUACACUUUGGCCCCAGAGGAAAAGAGGGCAAUAGACGGCUAACGCCACAGUCGUUUGUUAUAAGGUACGAUGAAAACGGAGCAAAAUAUGCAACGCUGACUUCCAAAGAAGAAAGACCGAACCACAAAGAUGCAGAAGAGCAGAACUGGCAGAAUCGCUGUGGAAUCAUGUUUCAGAACCCUGAUAGUCCACUCUGUCCAGUCGCCUCCUUGGAGAAGUAUCUGAGCAAGAUCCCGCCAGAUGCCACCGCCCUCUACCUCCAUCCUAAGAAGAUGGUCAUCACCAGUGACAGCAUGUGGUAUAGCCAGGAGCCAAUGGGGUUCAACUACCUUUCAUCAAUGCUGCCCCGACUGUGCCAGGAGGCUGGUACAUUGGAAAAGUACACAAACAAUUGCUUCCGAACUUUGCGUGAGGUCAUGUCUGUCAGCAGACUGAUAGUUCCUUGAAGAGUGCCGUAGCUGAAUCGGAAUUAGUUAGGAAAUUACCACGACAAGAGUUAUUGAAAACCAUCCAUGGACAACAGAAAGAGAUGUCAAAUAGGCACAAUGUGAGUCAAGGCAGUGACAUGCUUCAGUUUUACUUCCUACCAGCAACAUUCUCUCGGUCUUAUACACAAAUAGAGAGCUUGACAAGAUGCAUACAGUCCUCACCAUAUGUAUUUGGACACUGAAGCUAAGGUUUUCAUUUUUUUGUGGUGACAGUCCAGAAUGUAACCUUUUUAAAUUAAGGUUAUAUAUUAGGUAUAGAUUUUGCUUUGCGCUGUGACUUUACUAUUCAGAAUUGUAAGCCUUUUAAGCUUUCUUUUCACCAACAAGUUGUACACUACUGGAAACUGUUUAACCAUAAUCAUCCAUUUAGAAAAUGUAAAGUUUAGGGGAAAAAAUCUCAGCACUACGAAGAAUGGAUGGAUAAGAGGAUAUAGUUGCUUCUGAUGGAUAAUUGGGGGAAUUCAUUUUUGUAUGAGAAUUUCUCUAAUGUAAUUUUGUUUGUGGCUGGAAGCAAUUUGAGGUUAAACUUCCUAGAUCUGUUUUUAAAAUGGUUAAAAAUAACAUGUCUACACCACUUUAUACCAUCUCUUGUGGCAAAUGGUCAUACUUACAGCUGUUUAACAAAUUAAUAGAAAUGAUAUUUCCCUAAUUUACAAGAUCUAUUGUUUUAAAGGUUAUGUACCAACUAUCUAAAAUUACCUGUACCCCCUUUAAAUUAAAGAUUUUGAACUUUAUAUCUCUUUCUCAGAAAGAAAUAGAACUAACAAAACAAUUGUGCAAGCUAUAAGAGUGCUUGAGAGUUAAGGUGGUAACAAGAAGCAUGGAAAACCAGAUGAGCCAAACAUAUGUUGCGGGAACGAACAAAAAGGCCCAAGAGAAGUUGUAAACCAUCGGGAACCAGGAAUAAGAACGCAUCGAGAGAACAUAUGGAGUGAAACAACCUAGUCUGAGGGCAUUUGAUGUAGAAUAUGAGUAACAACAAGUACAUGUGUUCUAAAGUGUGUAGGCAUAGUGCACUUGAUUACUUUAUAAUUUUGGUCUACAUGCAUAAUUGUAGCCUACUUUUCCUUCCCGGCACUAGAGCUGCUGAAUCAAGUGCACCUACGCUUAACAGUGCGAAACAAAUGUAAAAAAAAAAAUAUAUAUAUAUAUAUAUAUAUAUAUGAAAGCAAGGCUUUAUUAGUUUAUAAACCAUGUUUUUGGGCUUAUUGUUUUUUGCGGAAAUGCUUGGAGAUCAUGAUAGACCUGUUGGUAACCGCUGUUGUAGCCUUUUACUUACGAAGCACAUCGGAGCAUAAAUUGAAAUAACUUUCCCCACUACAGAUUGACCGUUUAUUAGUAAGGAAGGGCAAAGGCCUGCAAAUGACUAAACCUGAUAUUUGCCCAAAGGUAUACUGGUGAGAAGAAUCUGUAGUAAAACUCAGACUCGAGAAUAAACUGUCUAACAAAAUGAAUAAUUAGACAUUCGAAACCACCUGGAACCAUUUACAAACUUAUUGGAAUGACCACACAAACUGAAAUUGUCAUUCAUGGGCUGCGGGCAACCGUAAUUUGAAAACCACAAAUCAGAAUGUAUAUAUUGCAGUCGAUGACCACCCUGCCACUUGCUACGGGGAGGAGAAUAUAACCAUUAUACAAGAUGGAACUGUGACUGCAAUGAUUGACCUAACAUGUCCAAGUUUGUAGAAAAACGUUUUGUUUAUGAGAAUGAAUGAAAUACCGAGUGAUGAGUUAGGCAGUCAUAGGUAUACUGAGCCCAUAAAGCAUGGAUGAAGACUUUCAUCACUGAAGAAUCAUUCGAUAAAAUGGCAGUAUAUUGCAAAGUAGACUACGAUUAUGCGUGUAGGCCAACAUUAUAAUGUCAAAUCUGAAUGGCUAUGCCUAUAGACUUUAGAAUACUUGUUUUACUGAUUACUAUACAAUACUGGUCCGUGCUUGAACAGCAAUGGAGUGUCAGGAAAUGUAGAAACUGAAAUUCCAAAUUUAAGUGUUGUAGUUAUCCAUCUGACUAGCUUUUGCACUCAACAUGGAAAUAUAAUUGUUGUAUUAAAGAAUACUACAAGGCUUA
Molecule: messenger RNA, 4767 nt
Organism: Oncorhynchus keta (chum salmon)
Lineage: Eukaryota; Metazoa; Chordata; Actinopteri; Salmoniformes; Salmonidae
Product: zinc finger MYM-type protein 3-like
Exons: 9
Coding region: 267-2657 (796 amino acids)
Source: RefSeq, a predicted model, not a curated record